Orycteropus afer afer is the source of this 2064-nucleotide messenger RNA. It is a transcript of the gene ADGRF4, whose product is annotated as adhesion G protein-coupled receptor F4. The record is from RefSeq and is a predicted model, not a curated record. NCBI's taxonomy places the organism in Eukaryota, Metazoa, Chordata, Mammalia, Tubulidentata, Orycteropodidae. Gene Ontology annotation, cellular component: membrane. The transcript has 8 exons. Bases 1 to 2064 code for a protein of 687 amino acids. Gene Ontology annotation, biological process: cell surface receptor signaling pathway; G protein-coupled receptor signaling pathway. Gene Ontology annotation, molecular function: G protein-coupled receptor activity.
AUGAAGUCCCAGGCAACCAUCAUUUGCUGUUUAGCAUUAUUUCUGGCCACAGAAUGUUUCCACUAUAGAUCAAAAAUUCACAUAAAAGAUGGACAUGAAUAUCAAAGACCUGAAAGAAAAUUUGGAAGGACACAAGAGAAAUGCCAGGGACCCUGCACGACUUCCUACUGCACUCAGUCCUGUGCCAAACACUUUCGUGGAGAAAUAGGAUUUGUGUGUAAUCAAAAUAAGUGGCAAAAAUCAACUGAAACAUGUACAAGCCUUUCUGUGGAAACACUCUUUCAGACUGCAAAUGGUGCAUCACGUGUUUCAGUAGCAGCAGCAUCUGUACCUAUGCCCAAUCUUAGCUUUCUAGCUCCAGAGCCUAUCAACAAUGUAGCUCAAGGAAUUCGAAAGAACUGCCCACUUGAUUAUGCCUGCAUAAUUGAUGCUGUGAAAUCUUCAGAAGCUACGUCUGGAAAUAUUGCAUUUAUAGUGGAGUUAUUAAAAAAUAUUUCUAUAAAUUUGUCUGAUAAUGUUAACCGAGAGAAAAUGAAGAGUUAUAGUGAAGUGGCCAACCACAUCCUCGACACAGCAGCCAUUUCAAAUUGGGCUUUCAUUCCCGACAAAAAUGCCAGCUCGGAUUUGUUGCAAUCAGUGAAUUUGUUUGCCAGGCAACUCCACCUCUACAAUGAAUCUGAGAACAUCGUGGAUGAGCUCUUCAUUCAGGCAAAAGGUUUCCGUAUCAACCACAAUACCUCAGAGAAACAUUUUAUUUUCUUCAUGAAUUUGAAAAAUACCACAGAAGGUAUCUCAGGAAUGAUAGAAAUUCCCAGGCAGGAACUAUGGAAGCUGCAGGACACAUCCAAAGCCAUUAGUAUAGCUUUUCCCACUUUGGGGGCCAUUCUGAAAGAAACCCACUUGCAAAAUGUGAGUCUUCCCAGGCCAGUGAAUGGUCUGGUACUAUCAGUGGUUUUACCAGAAAACUUGAAGCAAAUCAUACUCACUUUUGAGAAAAUCAACAAAUCUCGGAAUGCUAGGGCCCAGUGUGUUGGCUGGCACUUCAGAAAAAGAAGGUGGGAUGAAAAUGCAUGUGUAAUGAUACGGGAUAUCAAGAAUGAAGUGAGAUGCCACUGUAACUCUAGCAAUGCAGUGAUGUCCUUUUCCAUUCUAAUGUCUCCUAAAUCAAUAACUGACAAAGUCCUGGAAUACAUCACCUGCAUUGGGCUCAGUAUUUCCAUCCUCAGCUUGGUUCUUUGCCUGAUCAUUGAAGCCAUGGUGUGGUCCCGGGUAGUUGUGACGGAGAUUUCAUACAUGCGCCACGUAUGCAUUGUGAACAUAGCUGUGUCGCUCCUGACUGCUAACGUGUGUUUCAUCAUAGCCUCUAACUUUAACAGCAAGGCCCAGGACUAUAACUUGUGUGUUGCAGUGACAUUUUUUAGCCACUUUUUCUACCUCUCUCUGUUUUUCUGGAUGCUCUUCAAAGCGCUGCUCAUUAUCUAUGGAAUAUUGGUCGUUUUCCGUAGGAUGAUGAAAUCUCACAUGAUGGCCAUUGGCUUUGCCAUUGGCUAUGGGUGCCCACUGGUUAUUGCUGUCACCACAGUUGCCAUCACAGAGCCAGGAAAAGGCUAUGUAAGACUGGAGGCAUGUUGGCUUAACUGGGACAAUACCAAAGCCCUUUUAGCAUUUGUCAUCCCUGCCUUGGUCAUUGUGGCCAUUAAUCUCCUUGUGGUUUUGAUUGUUGCUGUCACCACUCAGAGACCCUCUAUUGGCAGUUCCAAAUCUCAAGAUGUGGCCAUAAUUAUGAGGAUUAGCAAAAAUGUUGCCAUCCUUACCCCAUUGCUGGGACUGACCUGGGGUUUUGGAAUAAUCACUCUCAUUGAAGAUAUUCCCUUGAUGUUCCAUAUAAUCUUUGCUGUACUCAAUGCUUUCCAGGGGUUCUUCAUCUUGCUGUUUGGAACCAUUAUGGAUCACAAGAUAAGAGAUGCUUUGAGAAUGAGCAUGACUUCACUGAAGGGCAAACCAAAGGCAGCAGAGAAUCCAUCAUUAAGCCCAACCAAUGGAUCUAAACUAAUGAAUCAUUGA